This is a messenger RNA of Plectropomus leopardus (leopard coralgrouper), 2761 nucleotides long. RefSeq names its product protein kinase, AMP-activated, alpha 2 catalytic subunit (gene prkaa2). Gene Ontology annotation, cellular component: cytoplasm. The record is from RefSeq and is a predicted model, not a curated record. Lineage: Eukaryota; Metazoa; Chordata; Actinopteri; Perciformes; Serranidae. Gene Ontology annotation, biological process: intracellular signal transduction; protein phosphorylation. Gene Ontology annotation, molecular function: protein serine/threonine kinase activity; ATP binding.
CGGUAACGGAGAAGAUGGCAGAGCGGCAACAACAGAAACACGAAGGCAGGGUAAAAAUCGGCCAUUACAUCCUCGGCGACACGCUCGGAGUGGGAACAUUCGGCAAAGUGAAGAUUGGCGAGCACCAGUUGACAGGCCAUAAAGUGGCUGUAAAGAUCCUAAACAGACAAAAGAUCCGCAGUCUCGAUGUUGUUGGAAAGAUCAAACGAGAGAUCCAGAAUCUCAAACUGUUCAGACACCCACACAUUAUCAAGCUGUACCAGGUGAUCAGUACACCCACAGACUUCUUCAUGGUCAUGGAGUAUGUGUCAGGAGGUGAGCUGUUUGACUACAUCUGCAAACAUGGACGGGUGGAGGACACAGAAGCCCGCCGUCUUUUCCAGCAGAUUAUCUCAGCUGUUGACUACUGCCACAGGCACAUGGUGGUCCACAGAGACCUCAAACCUGAGAACGUCCUACUGGAUGCCAGCAAAAAUGCCAAGAUAGCCGAUUUCGGUCUGUCAAACAUGAUGUCAGAUGGGGAGUUUCUACGGACGAGCUGUGGCUCACCGAACUAUGCUGCUCCAGAGGUCAUCUCAGGAAGACUCUAUGCAGGCCCAGAGGUUGACAUCUGGAGCUGUGGGGUGAUCCUGUACGCCCUGCUGUGCGGCACCCUGCCCUUUGAUGAUGAGCACGUCCCCACGCUGUUCAAAAAGAUCAGAGGAGGCGUCUUUUACAUCCCAGAGUACUUGACUCGCUCGGUGGCCUCGCUGCUCAUGCUCAUGCUGCAGGUGGACCCUUUGAAAAGAGCCACCAUCAAAGACAUCAGGGAACAUGAAUGGUUUAAGCAGGACCUGCCAGGCUACCUGUUCCCUGAGGACCCCUCAUACGACGCUACAGUCCUGGACGAAGAGGCCGUCAGGGAAGUGUGUGAGAAGUUUGAAUGCACAGAGUCCGAGGUUGUGUCCAGCCUUUACAGCGGGGAUCCUCAGGAUCAGCUAGCAGUAGCCUAUCACCUUAUAAUAGACAACCGGCGCAUCAUGACGCAGGCCAGCGAGUUCUACUUGGCCUCCAGUCCUCCCCAGGGCUCUUUCAUAGAAGAAGGCAUGCCGCUGCCCCCCGGUGUCAAACCCCACCCAGAGAGGAUGCCUCCGCUCCUGGCCGACAGCCCCAAGGCUCGUUGUCCUCUGGACGCUCUCAACACAACUCGGCCCAAGCCGCUGGCAGUGAAGAAAGCCAAGUGGCACCUGGGUAUCAGGAGUCAGAGCAGACCGUAUGAUAUCAUGGCUGAAGUAUACAGGGCUAUGAGACAACUCAGCUUUGACUGGAAGGUCGUGAACCCAUAUCACCUGCGAGUGCGGAGGAAGAAUCCAGUGACGGGAAACCUGGUGAAAAUGAGCCUGCAGCUUUAUCAGGUGGACAACAGAUCCUACCUCCUCGACUUCAAGAGCAUCGAUGAUGACAUCAUUGAGGCGGUGGGCUUUAAAUCGGGUUCAUCCACUCCUCAGAGGUCGGGCUCCACAGCCGGCCUCCACAGACCCAGACUGAGCAUUGAUUCAGCAAGUCCAGCGAUUGAUCUUCCCCAGCUCAGCUCCUCCCUCCCCGGGUCACUGUCUGGUAGCUCCCCUCUUCUCACCCCCCGUCAGGGAUCACACACCAUGGACUUCUUUGAAAUGUGCGCCAGUCUCAUCACUACGCUGGCACGCUGAGACCCAUUGUCGACUCCUGACCUCGCUGUAACCUGGAUGUCAGUGGGGUUUUGAAGCCAAAUGCUGAUCCAGGACGUAGGAAGUGUAGAUGCUCGGAGUGACUUCCUCUCUCUGUCUCCUCUCCAUCUCUGUUCCAGUUGAAAAGCAAUGCCUUUCACCUCAGAUUAGGGAGACACAGAGAGGAAUCCUUUUUUGGAAAGGCAGAUUAGUAGCUUCUUUAUUCUCAUUUUGACGCAGUCCUUGGAUCAUAGUCUUGGGAGUUGAAACAUCCAGCCACAGCUUGUGAAAACUGAUCCUUGGACUGGCAUCUGUGACAUAGCGGAGGCCAGCAAAGUGAGUGGCAAUAGGUCACAGUUCACAGUCGUGUUGGAGUCAGCAAAGGUCAAGUCCACUGUAACUCCUCCCACAAAUACCUUCAAUCUUCUAUCAACUGCUGAAACAUCAUCAAUGGCAGGAAAACCUGCUGAGUUUCCCCCAGACACUGAUCCGAGGUCAGUUUAGCUUCUUGUCUUGAUGAUUAAAAUUGACAUUAAAUCUGUGUCUGGGGGAACGUUAGCACAUGUAAAAUUUAUUUUCAGGUUUUAUAUUAUAUGGUUUGUAAAGAAACUUUUGUUAUCCAUGUAUAUUAUAUUUAUAUUACAAUCAUAUUACGUAGCUUAAAAGGUUGACAAAGGAUGAACCAAAUAACAGACUUUUUACUCCAGAAAAAUAUUAUUAUUAUUUAGAUAUCAGAUCCAUAUUUAUUUUUGAGCGAGUUUUUUAGGCACUGUAGUUACAUUAUUUAUGCACUGCAUCAGCGUAGAGUUUUAUCUUGAUUUUGAAUAGAUUGUAGAAGAUUAAUGAAACUAGAGAGGCAGGAUAGUAGGACGAUAAUACUGCAUGGUACGAACGGUGUCCUGCAUUUAGUGUUGACGUACAGAUACACACCAUCUCACAUGAGCUUCCGCAACCACUAUAUAAUCUCUUUCUUUUUUUUGGACAGCAAUUGACUGUGUGUUUUUCCGCCGUGUAUACUGUACAUCUGCUAUUUUCACACACAACCAUCAUUUUAUGCAUUCAAUAGCUGUCAAAAA